Malaya genurostris is the source of this 2888-nucleotide messenger RNA. RefSeq lists its product as uncharacterized. NCBI's taxonomy places the organism in Eukaryota, Metazoa, Arthropoda, Insecta, Diptera, Culicidae. The record is from RefSeq and is a predicted model, not a curated record. The transcript is spliced from 2 exons. Bases 194 to 2881 code for a protein of 895 amino acids.
AUCAGUUACCUUUGAAUAGUUGAAUCGAAAACAACUUAAUAGUGAAUAGUGAAUCCCACUACAUCAGUGAGCGAAGAAGAUAUUGAAUAUAUUUGGGUGCCUGUGAUUAUUUAAUUCCUCAACAUUCUACAAAUUAUUGUAAACGCAAACUGCAGACGGCAAAGCUAAAUCACCGGCGUUUGACGUGUGCAAUAUGGCACUGAGCAAACCAAUUGGAGCCCUAGACGUACGACGAAUGAUUUCAGCCUUUGAGGACAACGAUAUUCCGUUGCUGAGAUGUCUGCGAGGAUCGAAGAGAUGGCAAAACCUCGAUCUGUCCGAGACUGACGAGAAGACUCACAACGCUUUCUACUAUGCCAUACGAUCGGGAAGUGUUGAACUACUAGAAAUCCUCAUUGAAAAGUGGUCCGUUUAUGAUUCCAACAAUCCAGAUCGUCUGCAACGGUUGGAUAAUCUGCUUUCGGCUGCAUACGAAGAGUUGAAGUUAAAAAACCUGAAGCUGAACGAAGACAUUGAGAAUUUUUUACAAACGAAACUGAUAAAUUUGCGUUUCUUCGUUGAUAAGUCUAAAAUUAGUGAUGCUGAUGAUUGGGAAGAUUCCCGAAAGUUUUGGGUUAUUGAAAAACUGAAACUUUUAAAUAAUGAAUAUUCUCCGGAGAAUGCGAAAGUGGAUGACAAAUUUCUAUACAUGUGCAGAAUUAUUGCACAGAACCUUCACAUACUAAAGCAACGACAUGCUUACGACAUCCUGCCGUGGGAGGGAAUGGAAUUUUGCUUGUAUGCGUUUGUGUCUUCUCAUACCAAAAAGGAAGAAAUAAAUUUUUUUUACAAUGCAACUCUCAACAAACAAAGAUUAUUGAAACAUUUGAAAAACUUCCAACACGGCAUGGAAAAUCUCUCUUCUCACACUGGAUCUGACAAAAACAAAAACAGAGGUACUCCUUCUGAAAACAUCCAGGACAUUCUAAAAAUAAGUCCGGAUUUCGAAAGCCUGUUUUCUGAUUAUCGUCAAAUAAAAGACAUUUACUCACUGGAGCGCAUGAAACAUUAUAUAACGGAAGCUCUGUUUGAAGCAGACGACGAAGUACGCAGCCUUGCUGUCGACAGGGCCUUGCAGGUUAUCGGCGAAUAUGUGAACGAUUCUCCAAAAUCCCCUCAUCUUUCGGAGGACGUGAGCGGUUUGAUAUUUGCUUGCUUCCGUAAAGAACAGAAGCAAAGAAUCAUAAAUAUGCGUAACGCAUUAUCGCAUGCAACGCUGGGUGAUAAUUACAUAUUCGAAAAACGUGCGGAGGCUCGUCGAAGAAAAGUAGAUUUCAGUGAGGACUUGGAGCAACUGAUUGAAGUUAUCGAAGGAAUAAUUUCUAACAGAAAAUAUCAAAUGCUUACUUUGAUACUAGAUAAUCUGUCUAGCGUUGAGCAAUGUUCAUCGAAGCAGGCGGAGAUAGACAGAAUUUUCGAAAACGUGGAUUUGCAAAAUUUUAAUUUCGAUUAUUUUAGUUCACGAGUAGGCAAACUAGCAAACAAUUUUAUUGAUAUGGUGAAAAAACACUUACCAAAAUUAACAGAUAUUCAGGAAAAACUAAUAAGUGAUAUACAAAGUAAUUUAGAUUUAGAAGCAAUCAGAACUUUGGAAACCCAUUUAAAUUAUGUUAUGGGAAUUAGUCUGCUAAGGGCCACAAUAGCCCAGUCAAUGUUUCAUAUUUCAAAAUAUGGGUUGAAGCCCAUUAGAAAAGAUAUAAUAUCCAGUUGUUAUACUAAAUUAUUUGUUGCCAUAGAUGCCCUGUUUAGCAGAAUCGAUUCUGAAUCCGUCAAAAAAAAAUUACAGCUAAAUUAUCUGGAAUUGACAAAUAUUGCAUACCUUAAAAAUUAUACACUGCAAAGUAUAGAAAUAUAUAAAAGCUAUUUUAAUGGAGAAACUAGUGAAGCUUUCUAUGAAGAUAGGCUAAAUUCAACCUACGAAGAAAUUAAACAGUUCGCCAGUUUCGAAGUUGGGGAAAUGAGAGAAUUUACUGAAAGAGUUGAUGAAUUGAAUGCAAUCCUCGUAAAAGAUUCUGGUAGACGAUCUAAAGAAGGAGACUUAUUGAAAGCAGCACGGAAAGCUAUAGAAAAUUCAGACUCAGAAAUGUUACACAACAUCAUAUACAAGUUGUUUGCAAAAGAACGAAAAUCUAAGCAAAUGAACCAAAUGCUGGAAAAGAUCCAAAAAGCCUUGGAGCUAAUCAGAAAUGAAGAUGAAAACGAGAAAAAAAAGCAUUUUGAGAACCGACUUGAAUUAUUACAGAAAUUGGUUACCAAUGUUCAAGGUCAUGAAAACCUUAAGAAUUCAGCACUCGAAACCGUUUUGAUUGAUAUUCUAGCAUAUUUGGAAGAAAUACUGUCUCUUUUCGAUAAAGGAGCACGAAGUACAACGGCCUGUCUGGACAAAAACAUCCCCGUUCUGACCGGGAAGCAGAUACGGAAUUAUUUGGCCCACGGGAAUGCCUUGCUGAAUAUUCUACCUUCCAACCCGUCGAUUGCAGUUUUGAACAAUAUUCGUGAAAUUUUGAACAAUCAACAAAUGUUAUUAAAUUCGCGUGACUGUAGAAUUGCUCAAACUGGUACAACUUUUUUCAACUGUGAGCAAAAUGUCAACAAAAAUAUCCAAUCUCUGAUCACUCAACGGAAGAUGUUUGCUGCUGCUGAGAGCAACAAUGUUGAAGAAGUGUUCAAUUGCAUAAAACAGGGAGCGGAUGAAGAUGCGAAAGAUUUUAGAGAAUGGAACAUGUUUCACUAUGCUGCUAAGGGAAAUAGCACAAAAAUUUUCACUAAAUUUGAAAAUGAAGCUAGGCUCCUUUCUGAAGACACAGAUGGAAACCAACCGAUCCACAUUGGGGCUCUAUAAGGUCAUU